AUGGCUAAAACGUGUUCAGAUGCCAUGACAUUUUUUGGAACCCUGCAGCGUAUUUACACCCUUUUUGCUUCAUCUACAAAAAGAUGGACUGUUUUUAAAAAACAUGUGAAAGGCCUUUCUGUUAAACCAUUAUCAGAAACAAGAUGGGAAUGUAGAAUGGAAAGUGUUAAAGCUGUACGAUUUCAAGCCGCAGAAGUGUGUGAUGCUUUAGAAGAACUAGCAAAAAGCACAAAUGAUGCUCAAGGGAAAAGUAAGGCUGAAUCAUUAGUAAGCCAAAUGACAAAUUAUAGGUUUCUGGUUGCACUAUGUUUUUGGCACUCUUUAUUGUUUCAAGUAAAUUUUACUAGCAAGGAACUUCAAAGCAAUACUAUAGACAUUGCCGCGGGGCUGACAUCUUUUGAAAAAUUGUUUGAUUGGUUGAAGACAUACCGAGAGACAGGCUUUGUAGCUGCAUUGAUUGAUGCCAAAGAGCUUGCAAAUGAGUUAGAAGUUGAACCCAUAUUUCAACAGAAGCGCUGUUACAAGAAAAAGAAAAUGUUUCUUUAUGAAUCUUCUGACGAACCAAUUUUAGACCCCAAGACAGAAUUCCGGGUAAAUUUUUUCAAUCAAGUUGUAGACAAAGCAUUGCAAUCUCUUCAACCACGGUUUAUGCAGCUGAAAGAACACUUUCAGCUGCAUAAACCAAAUAAACUUUUUGGAUUUCUAUAUAAUUUUCGGAAUAUGUCUAAAGAAGAUCUCAGAAAACAUUCAGCCGACCUAGAAAUUGCUUUGACAGACAUUACAAAAGAUGUAGAAGGGUUCAUGCUUCCGGUGAAAGAAGUUUUUCAAAACUAA
Messenger RNA from Hydra vulgaris (swiftwater hydra), 834 nucleotides. RefSeq lists its product as uncharacterized. Lineage: Eukaryota; Metazoa; Cnidaria; Hydrozoa; Anthoathecata; Hydridae. The record is from RefSeq and is a predicted model, not a curated record.